AUGUUUAAGGAUGAUCACACUUCAAUUAGUGUUGUUCUAAUCCUCGCUGUUUUCAAUCUUUUACAGAAGCCCUCCUCAUUGAAACCUCAUUACAGUUUUGGUCUCUCUUACUCUUCCGAGGAAUUAGAAGAAGAUGAAAAUGUUGAAGGUAACAAACACUCCUCUCCUCCACCUAAAGAUAACUUGAAAGGUGAUCAAGAGAACCAAGUUCAAGGUACUCUAGUUGAUGAUUCCAGGCCUUUAGAGCCUAAUGAUGAUGGCAAUGAAGAUGAUAAAAAAUCAAAAAGUUCCACCUCAGACACAGGAUCCUCCGAUGAGAAUGUUGCGGAUCCUUUUUCCAUGUUGGAAGUCAGAGAUAGAAUUGUCUUUUCCAACUCUAAAGUCGACAAAGUUGAUCUAAAAGUUAUAGGCCUUGAUAUGAAACUUGAUCAGAAAGUUACAAAUCUUGAUUCAAAGCUCAAGCUCAUGCUCAAAUAUCUUUCCGAGAUCCAAUAUGCUGCUCCUUUGAAACUUAACCGACCCAAUCAGCUCAACCAUCUCAUUUCCCUAUGCCUCAAGCGCACUAUCAACGAAGUUGAGCAGAAGUAUAAUGAUAGUCUCGAUCAUCACAUCUCCACCACAACCAUCAUGCUUAAAAUCCAUGAUGAUAUGAUUAUUGCCACUAAUAAACUCAUCAAGUACACUCAUGUUCAUCAUGAGAAACAGAUUCAACGAAUUGAAAAGGAGAUUUGUCAAAAAUAUGCCAUGAACAUGGUUAUGUCAGAGGUGCUCAUUAACCGUAUCCGUUCAACUUAUAAUAUUUUGGAUGUUCUAGACCACAAAUUCGAUGAGAUUUUUGUCAUCCUUGAUGAAACAUUUGCCCACCUCAAAGCUUAA
This is a messenger RNA of Lactuca saligna, 876 nucleotides long. NCBI's taxonomy places the organism in Eukaryota, Viridiplantae, Streptophyta, Magnoliopsida, Asterales, Asteraceae. The record is from the annotation of a GenBank genome assembly.